CAAGCAGAAGUUCAAAACACUUUCCUUCCAAACUUUUGUUUUGUUUUCUUAAUAACUCAGCAUGGACAAGAAACAUCCAAAUUAACUUCCUAAAUGAGGCCAAAAGGGAUAGUGGAAAAUAGGAACAAACAAGCCUGAGUCUGACACCUUUAUUCAUUAGGCAAAUUCAUUAGGGCCCCCUCAGUUAAUGGACACACACACACACAAGCAGGUACAUGUCUCCACAAUCCCAAGUGUCAAUGCUGAUAUCAUCCACCCUGGCCUGACAAGAAACAUUUAUUAGACUCCCCAGACUCACACCAGCACACACAUAUCAGUUAAUGACAAUCCAGUAGCAGUCAGUCUCCUGUCUGGUGCUUUGGAGUGCAAAAAAACAAGACAAACAUCCCUUAUCAGACAACAACUGACAUCAAGAGGGAAGAAGGGAAUUCUAUAAAACAGCGUCCUCCAGAUUUGUUCAAACAGAAGUGUGCUUCUGAUCUUUAAUGUUAGGACAGGCGUACAGUAUCAUGAUGGCUGCUUCAGAAUAACAACGAUGGAGUCAUUAUUUUCUUGAGUAAAAAACUCACUUGUUUUCAAAAGAACCAUACUGCUGUAGAUUGGACAACCAUGGAGAACACCACUGAAUUGUUCAGCCUCUACAAUUUCCACCAAAUUAGAAACUCAUCCCAUCCAUCUCCCCCUUUCCUGCAGCCUUUCCAGAACUCCUCAACUCCUUCCUCCUCCAAUGCCACUUCCUCCCUACCUUCUCCUUCUCCUCCACCCACUGACCUGGUUAUUCCCCCUAAUGUGGCGUACAUGGCGGCUGAGCUCAUCAUCGCCUUUUUCUCCACAAUCGGCAAUUUAUUGGUCUGUGUUGCCGUGGGCCUCAACCGCAAGUUACGCACCGUCACCAACUAUUUCCUGGUCUCACUUGCAGUUGCUGACAUCUGUGUGGGUGCGAUUGCCAUUCCCUGUGCCAUCCUGACUGAUAUUGGUUUACCGCGUCACAAUCUCUACCUGUGUCUGCUCAUGCUGAGUGUUUUAAUAAUGUUCACCCAGAGCUCCAUCUUCAGCCUGCUGGCAGUGGCUGUGGAGCGCUACGUGGCCAUUUUCAUGCCCUUCCGCUACCAGGUCCUGAUGACGUCUCGCAACGCUGUUUUAGUGAUCCUGACCACGUGGUUUCUGGCCUUUCUUAUUGGGCUUGUGCCUCUGAUGGGGUGGCACAAGAAACCACCUGAUUCAGGCUACUGUUUCUUUGUCUUGGUGGUGGACAUGACCUACAUGGUCUAUUUCAACUUCUUUGCUUGUGUGCUGACCCCCUUGGUGAUCAUGUUUCUCAUCUAUGCCCAAAUUUUUGUCACGGUCAAGCAGCAGGUGAGGCGUAUCGCAUCUGAGCAAAGUGGCAGAGGGGAGGGACAAAUGAGGGCUGCAGCCAGCAUGCGCCGAGAGAUGAAGACUGCUACUUCACUUUUUCUGGUUCUUUUCCUCUUCACAAUCUGCUGGAUCCCGCUCCACAUAAUCAACUGCUUCCUGCUGCUCUGCCCACACUGCCCUGUGCCGCUAGAGCUGCUGCUCACUGCCAUCAUUUUGUCACAUGCCAACUCUGCUGUCAACCCCUUCCUGUAUGCAUACACAAUGACAGCUUUCAGGGACACCUUCAAGGCAAUUUUCUUGUGCUGCAGGAUGGUGGAAGACAGAGAGGCUUCAAAUGUAGCCAGUGGUGACAAUAGAGAGGGUGCGGCUGUCCGAAUCGUGCACCGGACCUGACCAGGCUUGUGAUCCCAAACACUGAACACUGUCAAAUACAAAAUCCCAAUGCUAACAUUCAACACAAUCUUAAAAAGGUACCCAACCUGCUCGAAAGAAUAUUAUCCCUUCUUAU
Siniperca chuatsi (mandarin fish) is the source of this 1864-nucleotide messenger RNA. RefSeq names its product adenosine receptor A1-like. Gene Ontology annotation, biological process: adenylate cyclase-activating G protein-coupled receptor signaling pathway; vasodilation; G protein-coupled adenosine receptor signaling pathway. Bases 610 to 1749 code for a protein of 379 amino acids. The record is from RefSeq and is a predicted model, not a curated record. NCBI's taxonomy places the organism in Eukaryota, Metazoa, Chordata, Actinopteri, Centrarchiformes, Sinipercidae. Gene Ontology annotation, molecular function: G protein-coupled adenosine receptor activity. The transcript is spliced from 2 exons. Gene Ontology annotation, cellular component: membrane.